AUGAACUCGAGUGACACUGAUAAUGACUGUGAAGACUUUGUUCUUAAUGGCCAAGGGAAAAAGAGUAAACGGUUUGGUAAAGCGAUAGAUGUCGCCAAGAAAAUGAACAUCCAAAGCCACGAGACUGGGAAUGACUUUCAAAACCGCCGACCACGUAAAGAAGAAGAGUUUGCUAAAUUCCAUGAAAGUUCAUUUUCGUAUCGCGUUAGAAUUAUAACAGAUGGAAAUGUAGCUGAAGUACCUGUUUGUUGUAAGGCUUUCCUUUCUUUACAUGGUAUAACAAAGAAAAAAGUUGAAGUGUUGCAAAAAUCAUUAAAAAUGACUAGAAAAGCCCCUACUGCUAUGCGGGGAAAACAUUUUAACAGACCACAAAAAUUAAAACCUGAUGCUAAACAACAAGAAGAAAAUAGAAGUAAAAUAGAAAAACUGCAACUUCGUAAAAAGAAAGCUGCAGUGUUUCAUGAGAGAGAAAAUGCUGCAAAAUUAUCUAGUCGAGCAAAUAGCGAUUAUGAAGCAAUAUCUAUGAGCAAUAUGCAUGGAUUUUGCGAAAAAUCUACAAGUGCCAAACAUCAUAACAAAUGA
This is a messenger RNA of Psylliodes chrysocephalus, 582 nucleotides long. NCBI's taxonomy places the organism in Eukaryota, Metazoa, Arthropoda, Insecta, Coleoptera, Chrysomelidae. The record is from the annotation of a GenBank genome assembly.